Annulohypoxylon maeteangense is the source of this 2826-nucleotide messenger RNA. RefSeq lists its product as uncharacterized. The transcript is spliced from 3 exons. The record is from RefSeq and is a predicted model, not a curated record. Lineage: Eukaryota; Fungi; Ascomycota; Sordariomycetes; Xylariales; Hypoxylaceae. Bases 1 to 2826 code for a protein of 941 amino acids.
AUGCUGUCUAAAGCUCUAGCAAAAGCAAACGCUGCGGUUCAGUUGGAUAAUGCUCAGAAUUACGUUGCUGCUAGGGAAUCUUACUCAGAGGCCUGCGAUCUAUUGCAACAAGUCCUCGCGAGGACAAGUGGGGAGGAGGAUAGAAGAAAGUUGGAAGCAAUUCGACUCACAUACACAAGUCGAAUAGACGAGUUGGAUGGGUUGGUGCCUGCAUACGCGCAAACCGAUAAAGCUCUUCCUGCGAGACCGGAGGGUGUAGAUGAAUAUCAUGGAGCUCAGAUCGAAUUGGCUAGCGGCGAAGGAACCGCGGAAGCAACGGCAGCUGGAAAAUCAGAUAGAGACUCGCCAAACCUUGUACAGGACCAGCGGUUACUCCAAUCGUCCUUCUCGAAGCCGCAGAUGCGCCGAAAUUUUGAAGGCCCUUCUCUCAGUUUGCCCCGUCCACAGGAUGCGGGCUUUGUGCCUGCUCCAUUAUCACCCCGACGACCUCUCUCUCCGGCGAAACCGCCUACUCCUCCCGAACCGGUUGUGCGACAGGAUUUCUCUUGGCCAUCUGAGCGGUUGGCUGUAGAAAACGGUGCGAAGACCCAUAGGCGCAAUCUCAGCCACGAAUCGGCAUCAUGGCUGGAUCCAAUCGACGAGUCUGGUGGUUCGGCUUCAUCGUCGGUACAUUCGAGGAACUCUUCGAUUGGAGUUAGGAGGAAACACAUUCGCCAUACUAGCGGCAAUACAGAGGCCGAGUUCGAUGCCGCCUUGGAUGCCGCGGUUGAAGCGGCAUACGACGAUGGCUAUGAACCUAUGGACUCUUACGAAACGGCCUAUGACGAUGACAACAACCUUGACAGAAGCGACGAUGUUGUAGUCAACGCAAUGCGCAAAGUAGAGCUUGCCAAGGAAAGGGUCCGUCAAACCGAGCGUGAGGCCGCAAUAGAAUUGGCUCGGGAAAGGGAACGAGAACGCCAAAGGCAGUUGUCGAUAGACCAGAAACCCCAAAUGUUUGGUGGUGAUUUCUUCGAUGCCAAUGAUUCAGAUGAGGAGGAGGAGCGUAUCUUGGACGAAAUGAGUAGGAGAUCCGUGAUGGAAGACUUCGCCUUCAACCAGCGGUCCCAACAAUCGCAAACCAAAAUUCCUAGAGAGUCCGACUCAAGCGGCAUAACCUCGCGGACUUGGCACAGUUCGUUUGGCUCAAAUCCCCCAACCGCCACGACGGUAUUAUCGACGGUCACUGAAAUGCUACCACCAGGAUUCCCUCCCAAGACAUCACCGCCGUCCCUGCCUUCGCCACCAUCCCAGCAAGUUUCCCCCACAUCGGGAGUGCGCAACCGUCGCCUCUCCGGUCAAAAUCCUAAGCAGCUCAAGAUCGAGACCUCCAAGCUCGGUCAGCCACCAAAUGUACUCGCGCCGUCGAUCGUCACGUCCGCACUGCAAACAAAGACCCCCGGUGGUUAUAUUGCUCAGCAAAGACAAGCACUGUCAGCGACAUCAACACGACCUGGACCAUUUUCCAUGCGCGCGCCGUCGUCACCUGCUAGAGGCAUUAGUCCAGCAGAUGUUCUAGCUCCUUCAAGUCCACCAACCAUCCAGGCGGGAGCCCAGGAAUCCGAUGAGCUCCGGACUGACUCGCCAACUUCUUCGCGACCUGGCAUACGCAAGAAUUUCUCGUCUUCAAGUCUGAAGUCUCUCAAAACCCGCCAGUUUUCUGUCUCACACCUUGAUGAUUCUGACCUUUCACCCAACACUCCUCUUAGCCACCAAAUUUCGAACACUUCGAUGUCUCGCCAGCCUACGAUUCCCGCGCUACCUACACCCCUUGCCGCUGCUUUCCAUGAGAGGAUGACUGGCGGUAUUGGUGGUUUGCACCUCUUCGACUCUGAUUUUCAUUCCCCCACUACCAAUUCUCCAAACCAGCUCUACCAUCACCACCAUCUUCAUCACAGCCCCGAUGUUCCAAUACCCCUCGAACCGUGUCCGUCCGACGUCAUGCUUCGGCCUUUCUGGCUGAUGCGUGCUCUUUACCAGACCCUUGCUCAUCCACGUGGAGGGUAUAUCAGUAACCGGCUUUUCAUUCCCCGUGAUGCCUGGAAAGUCAAGGGCGUAAAACUACGUGCCCUCGAAGAUAAGAUAUCGCAGUGCGAUCUGUUAACUGCAGCUCUUCUCAAGCUAGCAAGGGUGGAUAGUAAUGAUGCAGACGCAGUUCUUGAGGAAAUGCAGAGCUUUGAGAAUAUCCUAGAGAUGGUCCAAGCAACUCUCUCGCGGAAACUUGGCCAUGAGGUUGGCACUCAAGGUAUGACUUCCUUUCGAGAUGAGAGAGACGCAGAGGCUGCGCCGCCAGUACCACGAAGUGCUAGUGUCAGUGGAAAAGGAGGCACAUUCAGUUGGCGAAGGCUCAGAAACAAGGGCUCCGCAGCCAACAUGACCAGCGCAUACGGGGCAAAGAGCAAUAGCGGCGGAAGCGGCGGCCCCGGCGUGAACGAGAGGGAUAUCAUUGGCUCAGUGAGUUCUAUUCCAAGUCUACCUAUGAGCGCCCACCCGAGCAGCAAACCCGCAAAGAGGGAUAUCACAUCGGUCAACUUUGAUGGGCCGUAUGGGAACUACAUGGCGAGCCUUGCGCGAUUAUUCGAUGCUGCGCAGACGGUCGAUCAAAUCGCCCGUCAAGUCGAUGACCCUGGCCUGCGCCACGCCGAUAAAACCCAGGUUGGGCUCGAGCUAUGCACCAGGCACGCGGCCGAAUUUUUUGGCUUUUAUAUUUGCCGCUUUGUGUUAGCCGACUUAGCAAUGCUACUAGAUAAAUUCGUCAAGAGAGGUAGCGAAUGGGUGCUUAAUUAA